AUGGUUGGCUACCGAAAGGACGAAUCAUUAACACCAAACCAAAAAUUAAUUGCUGGUUGUAUAUCUGGUGUUGUCACACGGUUUGUAACUCAGCCUUUAGAUGUAUUGAAAGUACGAACACAGCUGCAGAAAAAGAUGACAGAGGAAAGACGUCGUAACGUAUAUGAAACAACCAAGAAAAUAUUUUAUGAAGAAGGUUUAACCGCUUUCUGGCAUGGCCACAGUCUGGGUCAGAGUAAAUUGUCUUUACAGAUGCAUUCAAUUCUUUCUACGACCAGUCAGUUCUAUGUGUAUGAAGUUACUACUAAGUUUGUUUUUAGUUCUCCAGUAAAUCCCAAAUACAAGACAUUUCUAGAAUUUAUAUGUGGAAUAUGCGCUGGUUCAUGUAGCGCCACUUUAGUCACUCCUCUUGAAGUGAUAAGAGUACGACAGAUGUUGAUCAAAGAGCAGUAUAGAGGGUUCUUUAACGGCGCAAAAGCAGUGUACAGGUCUGGUGGGCUACUGGCAUUUUAUGAGGGAUGGGCAGCUGGAGUCCUGAUGCUAGGACCACAAGUUGGGAUAACAUUCUCUGUGUUCAGUUUCCUUCAACCAUUGUUCCUGAGCUAUUUCUAUAGCUGUGAUGGGCACUGCACUCAUGCCAAGGCAAGUGCUCACAAACCCGAGCACCUCCUCUAUGCCACCACUGCCGCUGGAAGCAUUGCUGGUUUUGUAGCCAAAGUCUUGACGUAUCCUUUAGAUCUUGCAAAACGACGAUUACAAAUUGGUAGUCAUAAAUCUGACGACAAAUUUUACACGCCAUCUACUUCUAGAAAUUUAGUGAAGUGUACUAAACUUGUACAGUGCAUCACCCAGACAGUAAAAGUUGAAGGAUUUUGGGGUUUGUAUCGAGGCAUAACUGUCACAAUUUACAAAGCUCAAAUGGUCAACAUUGUCACGUUUACGACGUACGAACUCGUGUGUUAUUUUAUAAGG
Messenger RNA from Brenthis ino (lesser marbled fritillary), 972 nucleotides. NCBI's taxonomy places the organism in Eukaryota, Metazoa, Arthropoda, Insecta, Lepidoptera, Nymphalidae. The record is from the annotation of a GenBank genome assembly.